CUCUCCUUCCUGUGCGUCCGUGCUCUCUCAGUGAUCUCUCCAUUCCCCGGCUUGUAACCUACUCCUUGGGGCGACAUGGCGAGGCUCCUCCUCUUCGCCGCCGACCACACCGCCGGAGCACCCGGGGCGGCGACUCUCGUCCUUGUCAUCCUCGUCGUCCUGGUGGUGGCGGCGGUCGUGGUGUCUCUGUGCACCAGCAGCACGCACGAGAAGCUGUGGGGGCAGCAGCGCGGGCCCUCCUCGUCGGCGCCGCUGGCCAAGGCGGACAGCAGCGUCGGCGCCAGCAACCGGAAGCACCUGCUGUCGGCCACGCUCAGCGGGAUCGGCGGCAAGGCGGCCAGGAUGGUGUCGUGGAACAGGCGCUCUCCGUCCGGCAGCAGCGACGACGACGAGGAGGCGGUGGCCGCUCUGGGGCCGGACGACGACGAGGCCGUGUGGAGGAAGGCCAUCAUCAUGGGGGACAAGUGCCGGCCGCUCCAGUUCUCGGGGCACAUCGCCUUCGACUCCGACGGCAACCAGCUGCCCCAGCCGCCGGCGGCAGUCAAGAAAGCCUCCCCCGACGUCCCCGCCGAGAAUUAAUCAGCAUCUCGAUUUGUGACCCCUGGAUAAUUAAGCUACAGUAAUCCCAUGCUAAUGAUGUCACGUCACCUCGA
Messenger RNA from Triticum aestivum (bread wheat), 653 nucleotides. RefSeq lists its product as uncharacterized. The coding region runs from base 76 to 579 and encodes 167 amino acids. The transcript has a single exon. Lineage: Eukaryota; Viridiplantae; Streptophyta; Magnoliopsida; Poales; Poaceae. The record is from RefSeq and is a predicted model, not a curated record.